AUGAGAUUGUUCAUUGUGCUGGCCGUGGCUUAUGCCGCGAGUGCUUCUGCCAGAGAUGCCAAGGAGCUGAAAGACGUCAAGGAGCACAAGGAAGUCAAGGAGAAUCUCCCUCAGAAAGAACAAGACUUCGCGAAGGAUGCCCAGGACAUUAUCAGCGAUGUCCUGAGAGAGGGCCGUGGCCUCAAGGAUUCGCUUUCUAGCAUCUCGUCCGCCUUGAAAGGCUUCAACCAGAUCAAUUCGAUGAUGGGUGCCGUCAAUGUCACCGAAAUCGGCGACGCUUCGACCCGGGUCGCCAAAGAACUUUCCAAGUCCUUGAAAGUUGAUGUGUACGCCGUUGGGAAGGCCCUGGCUGGAGCCGGUGCUGCGGUCGGCACCACUGUGUUCCUCGGCGGGAUGGCCGCUCUCCUGGCGACCGGUCUCGGUUUCUUCAACUAUUCGCCGAAACUCUACGAUGCGGGAUAUCCUUUCGUAACGUACCAGAAUCGCUUGGGUCCUUACCCAGGAGUCCUCGGACACGCUCAGCAGGCUGUUUACCAACGAGUCCAACAGGCUCAACAAGCUUUCGGUCCCCAGCCCCAGUCUGCUUACGUAGGAGUGCCGAAAGCGCAACAAGUUCAUGGACAACGUGUCGCCGGUCAGGAACAACAGAAGGGAACAACUUCUCCCCAAUAUCCUGUUUACCACGGAUCUAAUCCUCAGGAAGGACGCGCUGCUGACUUCGGAGAGGUCAGCGCGAGGACGGCCAGAGUACUGGACGAAGUUAAGCAACCCGCUAAUCCGGAUCUCAUGCCUGCGAUCCACGACCUUCUCGGGAAACUGGGAGAGGCCGUCAAUACGCUCGGCCCACAAGUCAUGGCCGCCGCCCGCCGUUGAAGCCUCGGAGCUGCACUCAAACCACUCGAGGCUUUCGUCUCUGUACAUAUUCCAAAGAUCGUGUUUGAAAGUGUUCCUGCUACUGUAUAUAGAAAUAUGUCAUAAUAAAUGGAAAACCUUGGUCACAAGA
Molecule: messenger RNA, 1003 nt
Organism: Galendromus occidentalis (western predatory mite)
Lineage: Eukaryota; Metazoa; Arthropoda; Arachnida; Mesostigmata; Phytoseiidae
Exons: 1
Coding region: 1-873 (290 amino acids)
Source: RefSeq, a predicted model, not a curated record